This is a messenger RNA of Venustampulla echinocandica, 1134 nucleotides long. RefSeq lists its product as uncharacterized. The record is from RefSeq and is a predicted model, not a curated record. NCBI's taxonomy places the organism in Eukaryota, Fungi, Ascomycota, Leotiomycetes, Helotiales, Pleuroascaceae. The transcript is spliced from 3 exons. The coding region runs from base 1 to 1134 and encodes 377 amino acids.
AUGUCGGCGGAUCAGCCAUCCAGCACUUACGACCAUAAAAGCCACAGACUUAAGAAAUUUGUUUCUGCUCUCAAUAAUCACCCAGGCCGAGCUUGUUGGAUUAAAUUUGCCGAUUUUUCUUGGUUGACAGAACAUCCUGAGGCUACUAUGCAGAUCUUCAACUUACUAGCUCGAGUUCCAGCUAUAAUAGGACUGGAUCUCGAUGCGUACACCCCACUUCUGUACGCUGGCGAUUGCGAUCGGCCUCGAUCAAAGAUUGCACCAAACCCGUCGAAUCUAGUGUGUCAAUUACCAUUUGCACAAUCACUACGCAGGCUCAGCAUUAACGAUUCCAAGAUCCUCAUCUCUGAUAUCGCCCAGAUCCUCACUCUCCCAAGCCUCAACUAUCUUAGCAUAUCUCAAUUCAAUGAGCACCUCUCAAAAAAGAUACUUGUCAACAAGUUUCGCUCUCCGCUGGCAUGUACCUUGAAGGAACUUGUAAUUUUGAAUUCUUCACCACCAACAGGCCCCCUAGCUGCAUAUAUACUCAGUAGACAUUUGGGCCUAGAAAAGCUUACCUGGGAAAAUAUUACUCCGUUCCAAUAUCAUCAGCGUCAAAUAUUGCCAGAUUCUAUAUCAAAGGUCCUGCUGCCGCUUAGUGCAACACUUGUUGAGCUGCGGAUCAGGUCAGAUAUUUGGCGCACCUACGAUGAUCGAUAUCUAGGAGAUUUCUCCCAAUUUCGGGCACUGAAGAUUUUAAACAUCAACGAUGAAGUUUUGUUCUCGCGUCCAAUACGUGGCACUAUGCCUCGCAAUAUGGAUCUAAUUCUUCAUGAGCGUCUCCCUAGCUCUUUAGAAACUUUGAUGAUAGUGUUCAAGUUAGGCAUCAAGCCUUUAAUUGGAGAGCUUGUGAAGGACGAAAAAGACUAUUUAUGGCUUGUAUCAUUGUCCAAUCGAAAGAUUGAUAGCCUUCCGCGGCUAUCGUAUGUCAAGAUCAGUCAAGUGAUGGCAGUGGGUCGCAAGGAGUUUGAGUGGGUGUAUCCUCCGGAUCUGGCACUUGCCUUUCAUGCCUCGGAUAUCAAACUCAAAAUUACCACCUUGCAUGAUUCUAAUUGGGACCAAGCACUGCAAAGGCACGGUUCUGUGGAUGCAUGA